Molecule: messenger RNA, 1323 nt
Organism: Megalobrama amblycephala (Wuchang bream)
Lineage: Eukaryota; Metazoa; Chordata; Actinopteri; Cypriniformes; Xenocyprididae
Exons: 7
Coding region: 90-749 (219 amino acids)
Biological process (GO): modification-dependent protein catabolic process; protein ubiquitination
Cellular component (GO): nucleus; cytoplasm
Molecular function (GO): DNA binding; ubiquitin protein ligase binding; protein tag activity
Source: RefSeq, a predicted model, not a curated record
GGGGGCUCGGAGCAGGACUCUGUGCAGAUGUUAAAACAGUGAAAGUAAAACUAAACACUUCAUUUUUAAUUCUCCAUGAACUCUUCAAAAUGGGAUUUGUCAUUUAUAUUAAAACUCAUACCGGAGAGUCUUUUACGCUGACUGUGGAUUCAAAUGAGACUGUUAAAGAGAUCAAAAGAAAACUCUAUGGCGAACAAUGUGACCACAUCACACUAUUCUUCGCUGGCAGACAUCUGAUGGAUGAACAUACACUUGGUUUUUAUAACAUACAAAAUGGAUCUACUCUUAAUGCGAUUAAUCGGAUGAGUGGCAUUUUAUAUUGUUUAGAAGAAGAAACAUUAAAAGGAUUUGCAUUAACUUCCUGUUCAGAAGAAGAAACAUUAAAAGGAUUUGGACUAACUUCCCGUCAGCUAAUGGACAGUUACUAUGAUAUUAGAGGAGCAGUAACCACUGACCGAGGGAGAAGAAAGAAGAGAGAAGAGAAGAAAGAAGAGGAAAGAGAAGAGAAGAAAGGAGAAGAAAAAGUGGAUCCGCUGCCAGCAGGAGCUUCAUCUGUGCAACCCGACGCAGACCUGCAGUUUCUGCAAAGUUUGCUGCCUGCCCUGAAGAGAAUGGAUAUUAGACAAAGAGAGCACACUAAACUGAAAAUACACCAGCUCGUGUUUGAUGCAGAGUUUAAUGCACCAAGUCCGCCUUCUGAGGGAAUGCACAGGGCGGAUUCCAUGGAAAACAUACCUCCCAAAAUGUAAAUGUAUUAGAUUCACUUGGUCUGUAUAAAUAAUGUAUAUAAGCUUUAUCAUUAGUUUCUGAGAUGUGAUCUGCUCGGUGUUCAUUGCUGAUCUGUGUACCUGUAAACUCUGAUCAAACAAACAGAAUUAAAAAGCACACAAUCUGAUGUUUAUGUAUUUUUAAUACAUAACAAAUUAUACAUGUACUCUUUAGCUCACAGUAAUCCAUGUUUCUAACGUGUUUUUGUGAAUUUGUGAACCUGAAACAGAUUCUGAAUGGUGUUUCAGGUUGUCUUCAACCAUUUUCUAGCUUUUGUAUGACUAUAGUAAAUGCCUAAAUUAUGUUAGUGGAGUUGGGGAGCUUGAUGCCAGAGCAAAGUGAACUAAAGCUUAUAUGUGGGAAUGAAUUUAGUUUAUUUGUUUAAAACCUGGUCAUUACUAGAGCUAUCAUCAGUCAUGUAAACUGGCACCAAGGCAAAUACACUUUAUAUGGUAGCAGUGGCGACUGCAUUAGAAGCCUGACUUCUAUUACUUUAAAUAACAGCUAUGGCAUGUUUAUUUAUUUUUAAAAUAAAUUUAUUCUGGUUACAUAUUA